Molecule: messenger RNA, 2731 nt
Organism: Drosophila grimshawi
Lineage: Eukaryota; Metazoa; Arthropoda; Insecta; Diptera; Drosophilidae
Product: nose resistant to fluoxetine protein 6
Exons: 6
Coding region: 282-2552 (756 amino acids)
Molecular function (GO): acyltransferase activity, transferring groups other than amino-acyl groups
Source: RefSeq, a predicted model, not a curated record
AGUUUCUUGGUAAACCUCAGACGUGCUCAACUCAAGCAAAAAUUAAACGAAUUUAGAUUAAGUUUUAGUGGUGGUUUUUCUGCAUGGUGUUUUAAUUUUUUAUAAACGAAAAUAAACAAAAGCCAAGGCAUAAUAAAUACACGCGGGCCGUUAUAAAUAAAUAAGUUGCAAAACGAAAGUGGAGUACAAUUAAAAUUUGCAUAUUUAUUUGAUUUUACACUAAAUAAGAUUCAUUUGUUCGCUCCCAAAUUUGACCGCAGCAGCUGCUUGAGCGCGGCGCCAUGCAUCGACACGGAUAUGGAAUAUGUUUAGCUAUUGCUGUACUCUUGAGUCAUCUGCUCAACUGCAUAGCUGAACUGAAUGACUCGACGCUGCAAUUCCAUCAAUAUAGCCAUCAAUUGCUCAACAAUAGCAUUAGCAGCAGCAGCACCACCAAUCUCUGGCCUUCUUCGCACCCAGACAAGGACUUGGAGUUGACAGUCGGUGCUGCUGCAAAUGCUGCUUCUGAUGUCUCGAAGAGUGACGAUAGAUAUGCUGCAAUGCUGGCCUGCAGCUCAGUCAUCUAUGGCCUAGCAGAGGUGGCCAAUGCGAGCAACACGAGUCCGAUCUGCCUGACGCAAUUGCAGCACUUGCAGCGAGGCAUCCUCAGCAAACAGCCUUGGGCUAUGAAAGUGCUCGAUGCCUCUGGUUCCAAGCCAUCGGGUUUUGUAUUUGGGCAAAACUACUGGCUGGGCAGUCGGGAGGCAUGCAACAUGGUGCAGCAACCGGUGGCCAUAACACUUUCCAAGAACUUCGAGCGGAUUAUGAACCAUGGACUCAUGACGCAGCAGUCGCCCUUCGACAUAGACUAUCGGGUCAUUUAUUUGCGCCAUAAUUCACCGUGGCAGGUGGAGAUUAAGCUGAUGUCCGAGCAGAUCAUACACAUUGGCCUUUGCCUGCCAACCGCGUGCCAGUCCAGCGAAAUCAAGCAGCUGGCCAUGGACUAUGUAGCGGGCAGCUUCACGGACAACGACAUCUUUGAGAUGCAGCCUGAAGUGCUAUACAUGAAGGAUCUGAAGCUGCGCGAUGUGUUCUACGACCGACUCAGCUUUAAGCUUGUCGUCGGCUCCGUGUUGAUCACGUGCGCCUUCAUGCUGUGCGCCCAGCAGAUCAGCGUAGCCAAGCAACUGCCGUCGGAGGAGAAUGAGGAUGGGGCUGGAUUGGCUCCGGUUGAAUCAGAAAUAUGGCGAGCAAUGCACUCCCUGCUCAAGUGGCAUCCGCUGCAGAGUUUCGUCAGCUGUUACGAUGUCGCCAGCAAUUGGCGCCGCAUCUUUGCCACGCGCGAGAGCAAAUCCUCAGAGAUACCCUUGCUGAAUGGACUGCGUUCGGUGUGUGCAGUCCUUAUAUUGGUAUUCCAUGUGAUGUGGUUUAUGUAUUUUACGGUGCACAAUAAAACGGUGCUCCUUAGCUAUGCGGAGCAGAUAGUUUUUCAGUACGUUGCCACUGCUCCACUGCUAGUCGAUGUAUUCUUUACCAUCAGUGGCUUUCUACAGACCUACAAUUUUAUGCGUAAUGUCAAACAAAUGGAGGCAGUGCGUCAAAAUGACCUCGUGGCAAAUAUUAAGCUCUUUGGCAAGCUGCUCUUUCAUCGCUAUUUGAGACUGGGCCCGCUUUAUCUGAUUAUCAUGGGCAGCGUGGAUUUGGUAUUCGCCUACCUUGGAGAUACCUCGGUUUACCACAUCAAUGACCGCUUCGAUGAGCUGUGCUCUCAGCAUUGGUGGCGCAAUCUGCUCUUCAUACAGAAUCUAUUCCCUUUCAAAGACAUGUGCGUCAACUGGACGUGGAGCACUGCCUGUGAUAUGCAAUUCUUUUUGUUUGCCAACUUGAUAUUAUUUCUCUAUGCCAAGCGCCCCAAGUGGGCUCAGUAUGUAGCUGUUGCUAGCCUAUUGGCAAGCAUUAUUUUGUCCUAUGUCCUUGGCCUCUACUACAAGUAUGAGUUCUCCUUUGAUACGAUCUACGCAACAGGCACUCAACUGUAUAUAAGUCCCGUAGUUCGCGUGAUGCCCUACAUUGUUGGUUGCAUUGCCGCCUGGUGUCUUCUGGAGUGUCGACUUCAAGACAAAAUACGUGAACGGAAAUCUCGCAACUUCUGGCAUUCCUCUCUGCUAGUCUUCUUCGUCAGCAUGCAUUCGACAUUCAAGCGCGAUCUUGGCAGUCUGCUCACCGUCUCAUUAUAUGUGCUGGGAAGAUUCUUCUUUUCGAUAAGUAUUUGCUGGAUGAUUGUGGGCAGCGCAACGGGGCGUGGCGUCUGGUGGUCUCGCUUGUUGGAGGCUCGCUGCUUUCAGCACCUGAAUCGAGUGUCCUAUGCUGUUUAUCUGCUAAAUCCGCUGGUGAUUUCCAUUAUUUAUAGCCUAACAACCGCCAGCACACAUACAGAUCCCCCCAUGCUGUUCGUUGUCUCCUGUGGCUUUACUAUUAUUAUUUACCUAAUAUCCAUUAUAUUUUCAAUGGCAUUUGAGCUGCCAUACAGCAACUUGUCCAAUUUGCUUUUGCGUAAACCAAAAACUACUUAAGUUGUGAUUAACGACUGUUCUGUGAACAGUGUUUUCCAAACAAAAAUUGAAUUUAGUAUACGGUGAAAUUUCGUACAUAAUACCCAUAGCCAGUUUUAUUAAUAACACUACGAAUAUAAGAUAAUAUUAAGUUUUACUUGCUAACCAAAUAAAGAAAACCAUACGAUUUUAAAUUCAAA